Molecule: messenger RNA, 988 nt
Organism: Porites lobata
Lineage: Eukaryota; Metazoa; Cnidaria; Anthozoa; Scleractinia; Poritidae
Source: the annotation of a GenBank genome assembly
GCGUUACAAGCAGGAAACACUCUGAGAGGGGUUAUCUAUGGUGCCGCCGCAGUAAGCUCUGGAGUGCUCUGCCACAAUAUGGCAAAGAAACUAGGUGGCUUCAAACACGUUUGGAACGAGGUGAAUACAAAGCGCACCCAGUACCAAGAAAUACACAUGGGGCUGGAAAGCCUAAAAGAAGUGGUUGGAAGAGAACUAAAGGAAGGUAUUCACCUCAUCGGAACACCCGACUUCUCCGUGCUGUUUAUUUUGGUAAUAUUGGUCGCCUUUUGCGCUGUAAUGUAUGCUUGUUUUACCAGGGUUCGCACAGAGUCUUAUUGAAAUCUUGAAAAAGUCUUGAAAUUUGCAAAGCAAUUUUUCAGAUCUGGCAAAAGUCUGGAAAAAUUGUAAACAGUUUGGAAACUUCUUUCCAAGAAACAAUGAGUGCUUAAUAAGUGGAUUUUUCCCCCUUGCUCAAACCCCAUUGAAUCUUGCCCGUAACCAAGACAUUCAAUCGCAGAAUGAGAAGUUUUAGAACUCUCGUAUUUCCGCAUUGGAUCGUGCAUGGUUACUGUUCUGUAGCGGUACAUCAUUAAAAAAAAGCUUGGUUCUUGCGCUUUUCAAGGUACGUAUCUGUUGCAUGAUAACCUAUUUGGUAAGAUAAGAUUUAAGAUAAUUUAUUAUAUCACUUCAGGAUAUCUCAAAUGAUCAAAAAUAAAACUACUGUAUUUACAAAAUCAUUUAUAAUCACGUAUUGAAAAUUAAAAGAAUUUAAUAUUGUAAGCUAAAAGCUAAAAGUAAGGUAUAAGAAUAUAUACAAAAAGAAAAAGCAAUAAAAAUUAAAACAAGAUAUUUGCAACAUCGAGAUUAGCUAAUAACAUGUAAUAAAUAAUUCACGUGAUCACUUUUGUCUCCAAUUCUAUUAAAGAUUUGUUCCGAUAGUUCCCACAAACCAUUUGAAUCAGGUUUCGAUGAUUUAAAACAAUCGAGACCGGCCUUGAGACGUUGA